Messenger RNA from Numida meleagris (helmeted guineafowl), 6255 nucleotides. It is a transcript of the gene NABP1, whose product is annotated as nucleic acid binding protein 1. The transcript is spliced from 6 exons. NCBI's taxonomy places the organism in Eukaryota, Metazoa, Chordata, Aves, Galliformes, Numididae. The coding region runs from base 223 to 852 and encodes 209 amino acids. Gene Ontology annotation, cellular component: SOSS complex. Gene Ontology annotation, biological process: response to ionizing radiation; mitotic cell cycle checkpoint signaling; double-strand break repair via homologous recombination. Gene Ontology annotation, molecular function: DNA binding. The record is from RefSeq and is a predicted model, not a curated record.
GGCGGGAGCGGGGGUGGGUGGUUUGCCUUCUGUGUCGGUGGGGAGAGGGAGCGGUGGGGGUCGGGCGAACCUCCCAGUGACUUCGCAGCCCCUCGGUGCCCGUGUCCCUGUCCCGUGUGAGGGCUGCCGGUGCCCCCCGCCCGGCCCUGCUCCGCCGCCGCCCCGCGGGAUGCGGGCACGGCCCUGUCCCCCGCUAGCCCUGUCCCCCCCGCCGGCCGCAGCAUGAGCGUGGCGAACGAUGCGUACGUCUUCAUAAAAGACAUAAAACCCGGACUGAAAAACUUAAAUGUCGUCUUUAUUGUGCUGGAGAUCGGGCGCGUCACCAAGACCAAGGACGGGCACGAGGUGAGGUCCUGCAAGGUGGCCGACAAGACGGGCAGCAUCACCAUCUCCGUGUGGGACGAGAUUGGCAGCCUCAUCCAGCCGGGGGACAUCAUCCGCCUCACCAAAGGGUAUGCAUCUCUGUGGAAAGGAUGCCUGACACUUUAUACAGGACGAGGAGGCGAGCUGCAUAAAGUUGGGGAGUUCUGCAUGGUAUACUCAGAAGUGCCAAACUUCAGUGAGCCCAACUCAGAACACGUUGGACAGAACAAACUGGGGCAAGGCGAACAGAAUAAUAGUUCUGCAUCAAGUAAUAUGGGUUCUUGUACUUUCGGGCCACUGGGAAAUGGUUUACAAACUGGACCUGAAUCAAGUGGAUUUCCAUUUACAUAUAAUCAUGGCCACUCUUAUGCAGGUAGUGGGAGAGGCAAUGGACGAGGACCUGUAAAUCCAGCAACUGCUAAUAGUGUUCAGCCUCUUCCCCCUGCUGUCAGUAAUGGGAGGGACCCACGCAGAGCCUUUAAAAGAUGACUAUGCCAAAUGUGGUUGUACAGCUUGCUUAAACUCUACACUCUACUUGAACACUUAUUGCACUUUUAUUUAUGGUUAACUGUGAACCAGUUUGUCUUUUUUUUUUACCUUUUGGUCUAUGGAGCAAACUUAAUGUGAUCUUUUUGUUUUGCUUAGGGAAGCACAGGGAGUCUUCCCAUAAAUUAAAGGGGUAGGGAGAAAAGGUGGAUAAUAGAGGGUGAGGGGUAAUGGUUUGAAGAGUCUCAAUUAAAACUCAAUGCCCUUUGUCAAAUGGAAGAAAAUUUCAGUAAUGUGUAUGUAUUUUUCUGUUUCUCUUGGUCAGCCAUAUAGCCUUAAAUGGUUUGUAAUAUCCUGUGUGCACAUACGUUGACUUCCAUUAGGGUUAGUGGGAGUUCUUCGUAUUGGAAGAGAAAUGAUGGAGAAGGGCAAAGAUGCCAUGGUGAACUAGGUGUCCUUAGAAUGAAUAUAGCUUGCAAAAGCAAUAAGUAUAAGGAAGUGAUGUUGUCAGCACUUUGUGAUGUCUCCUAAAUCAGAGUGAUAAACUCUGACAGAAGUUGAAGACCCUGGGAGUGUCUUGAGGCCUGACCUCUGAUUCCAAAAACCUGUAUACUCUUCUAAAGAAAAAUUUUCAAUAAUACACCAUUAUCAGUGUAAAGGAAAGCAACACUGAUUCUUUUUGCUUUGAACAGAAGCUUGGAAUUUUUGCUUUGCUUGGAAUAUGACAGAUCUAAAUUCAGGUAGCACUGGAGAAUUCUGUUAGUAGCUACUUCUGGUGUAAAAGCUCAAAGUUACCUUUACAGGACUCUGAAUCUCCAGGAAAGAAUGAGUUUCAGAACCUGUUCUCAAAUGCUGCAUUACAUAUCUCUUCAAUGAGGCUGCCUACUUUUCCUUCAUUCACUUUUCCAAAUGAAUUAUACAUUAGAUCAAGCUGGAUGUGUAGAUUGCAGAGGCAAUGGCCAAGCACACGGCUGCAGUUCUGAUGCUGUAAGCUUUUGUCCCUCUGUUUUAUAUGGAAUAGGAAUUAUCCCUUAGAGAACUUAACCCCCACCCCAAUCUCCCUGGGAGGGAAAUAGCUGUGGUUUUAUUUCUGAGACUACAAAUGUCUUGACUCUGGAUAUAAGAGUCCUGUGCCAUAUUUCAGAUCAGGUUUAAAAUACAACUUUGAAGCUGAGGUGUCAUACUGGAUUCAUCUGUUUAACUCUUCUUAUAGCUGACCUCUCAAAUAAAAAUUGCACUAACCAUUUCAAAAACAAAUCUAACUUUCUUUGUCAAGCCAAAAAGAUUCUGUGACAAAAGGCUAUUUCUGAAUUGCAAGUUGUCUCUGUUGUCAUCCACGUUAAUUGAAUAUACCCCUAAAUUACUGAUGUUUACAAGUUAUGUUUGAUAUGUUUGGUACUCAAUCAAAAUGAUUUGUUGACAGUUGCCUCUAAGGGACAAAGGUUCCUUGCUUAAUUCUGAAAUGCCAAUCUGUCUUUUAAGAGUAGGCAGCAGCAGCAACAAACAUCUGAAGGAAGCUCUAGGGAGACCUGUGUGCUGUUUGUCUCCAGUUAAAGUGCUUUCCUGAUGCUUGUUGCCAAAUUUGUCUUGCAUACAAGGGAGAGUGGCAUGCCUCCUGAGGUCACUCACUGGUGCUCUGAUGGGAGAGCAGUGGUAACUUGUGAACCUAAAGCAUGCAAUGAAUUCUGGGGAGGUGAUGUAAGGAAGUGUGUAACUCAGGGACUUUAAAUUGCUUAUGUAUUUAGAAAAAAACAAACAUGCAUAGAGUCUAGACAUAUGGAGAAGCUUUUACAUGUGUUGCAUUAAGAUGUUUGAUACACUUGUGAGAAGGAAGCCAGGAGGACUCCUAAACCUGUGAAGUACACUUGACGUGUUCCAAAGGUAAAUGAGAUGCAAUUGCAGUGUGAGAGCUGUGCUUUCCAGUCGUAGCUUUAACUGUAGUAAGUGAGCAGUACAAGUGAUAGCACGGUGGUGAUUUUGUAUUUGUUGGGAUUUCUCAGCUGUGGAUCUCCGCAGUCCCAGUGAUCUUGGUUUCUCGAUGCUAAUAAAGAAGGUUGAUUAUAGUGCUGAACCCAUUUUCAGUGUAUGCUAAGGUACCUGGUGUUUGCAGCUCUAUGCAUUUGGGCUUUUUAUUAAGCUAAUAAAUGAAGUUGCUCACAUUCAACAUUGAGGUUACUGCUGAUAAAUGGUGUAAAGUUUAAAUGUUUGCUGUCGAGUGGACAACUGAUUUGCAGUUGGGAGGAAAAAAGCAGAAGAGGCUGGUCUCCAUGUUUUCAAGGUUAGUAACAUUCCUGCCUUCAUGUUUCUCGUGUGAAACUAUUUCAGUUUAUUAAUAAAUUUUUACUUCUUUGCAGGGGAGAUCUGUGCCCUGAAAAGUCGCAUGGACUUAAAGUAAAUAAUCAUAGCAACUUUUCAAGGUUCCUCUGAGCUUCCUGUGAACCUAAUACAAAAAAGUUAUUUUCCUCAGAGGUAUCAGUGUCAAGAUAGAGAGCUCUCAACAUGCAGAGGCAUCUGGGAGCCUGCCUUGCAUCUGGAUUCUGUCACCUUGCUGCAUGGAGGCUUGCACAAAAACAUUUCCCUGUGUAAACAAGCAGUGGUCAUGAAUUACUUGGACACUACAAGCUGGUUUGUGGGGCCCACUGGUUAGGUCAGCAGGGAGUCUGUAACACAAGUCUUUAGGUAGAUUCCCCAACAGCAGCCCUACCUUUGUUAUUCUCAUUCUACAUAGUAUGGAUUGCUAAAGGAGAAACUUGGAAGGUGCUCAUUUGUCUAGACAAACCAGUCUGCAGUGCAGCUGACCAGUCAGGACACGCUUGAAUCACCUGGCAGCAUGUCAAGUCACACUAGUGCUGCUCUCUUCCCCCAUACCAAAGGGACUGAUCCAGACUUCAGCAAUAUUGCGGUGCAGAGUUUUGCAUGUGCUGAAGUCCUGUCUCAGCAUGAGUCUUUCCCCUUCCUUCCCAAAGUGGAAAAGCAGUCCUGUACUGUGAGACACCACCUAGCCUUGAACAUGUGCUGAGGCCAUGUGCUCUACAUACACAGGGACAAGGGCGGGAGGAGGGGGUGCUGAGUAAUGUGAAACCAGUGAUUAUGCAUCACAUGUCUCAGACUUGUGUUUACAAGUCAUCUGAAGAGCUUUGGCCUUCAGUUAAAACUGCCCAAGCUGCAGUCCUGUGCUGAUCUAAAGCGCUCCACAAGCACCAUUUAGAGUUUGGGUAUUUAGUGCUGCUUUUGCAAAGAUAUGUCAUGGGCUGUGUGAGAUCUUUCCUGUGUCAGUGAAGUCUGUACAGGUGACAGAAGUAUUCCAAGGAUGCCAGUCAUGGCCUGACAACUCAGCUUGUCUGUGAGUCCAAGUGAAUUUUUAUAGGCCCUAACGCCCAUGUUUUGCUCGUGGGCUGGUUGUGCCAUGAUCUUUCUCUAUAGCUAAUGCCCAUGCUCUCCCAAAACAAAGAGUUGUUGCCUGUUUUCAAAAAGGCAGUUUCCAUUGGUAGCUCCAUAAAUGCCUUGCUAGAACUAAGGAUUAGUAAAAAGCAAGUGGGGGGGGGUUCAAGCAUUUCUGCUGGAGCUUUCCUGCUGUGUUCUCAAUGGCCCAGUGCUUUCCCUGUUCCUCUUGCAUGGGUAUAGAUUUGCCCUGUUUUUCUCUAGCCAGUGAGCCAAGCAAGUCUUUGCAUGACCAAAUGCAAUCUGGAGAUGUUCUCCAGGGGAGCCCAGCGUGGCUCUGUGCACGCAGAGUUAGCCAGGGGCUUGCUCUUAACCAUCUCACCUUGAUCAACUUCAGGAGGUCUCCCCUUAGCUGAGCACCAGAAUGUCAGAGAAAGGUGAGGGCAGCUCUGGGUCCUGUGACCCACACCCCAUUUCAUCUGUGCAAAACCAUGCAGGGUGCAGCUGCCUGAGGGUCACUUCAAGAACUCAUUCAGAGAAGCACUUUCUGACUUGAGCCAUAGUCACGUUACUAAUUCCCUUCUCAGUUCCAGGGAGUUUGAGUUUGUUGCAGCCCUUUGUGGGGUUUAUAGUUUUUGAUCUGUUCUGUGCUGGGCAUCUGUGUGCAUAUGUAUUUUUAUAUGCAUGAACACGCAGCAUCUUGCAGUGGGGAUGGAAAAAAUCCUAAGCAAGCUGUUUACUAAACUGCAGAGGAUGGAGUUCAAAGGGAUUAGAAACUAAGUUUGGAAGUGACUAAGAGGAACAGUUAAGGACUUCAUUUAGCUUUUUAAUUUCUCCAAAUUCCUAACGUUUGUGUUGUUUGUUUUUUUUUUUCUCAGAAAGAAAGUAGUGUAGAUAUGAGCUGCUUCUACAACCAUGCUCCCAGCUGAUAAACAGGGGCCAGGUUCAUCCAUUUCCUAGGGAGAGAGAUUAGGAAAGGAGUAAAACAUCUCUGAUUUGUCAGAGCUCAGGAAGGAAAAUUCUCCUGUGCUGGAAACGUAUGUUCAGAGCUAGCUCUCUCCUGUGUGAACUGAAAUGGGGUGGGGUCUGUGCUGCUCAGGGAAAGUCCAAGGCACUGCAGCACUCCAGUGCUGUCCAGCUGCCAUGUGGUAGGGAAAGUGGUACGUAAAAGGCAAAAUCAGCUUAAAAAUUGAUAAGCAAGGUUUUAAAAUAGUGCAGCUGCAUGUUGCGGGACCCAUGGGGAUGUGUGAAUUCCCACUGCAUGUGAGCAUGGUUUGCCUUGGGCCCUCUGCAGGCAGUAGGAUCCCACCUGUGAAAGCAGAGGUGACGGGGCAGAGCUGCUGGGAGCUGAACUCAGCAUUGGUGUAGAAGCUGAACGCAAUGGAAAAGCUGAAAGCCACAGCCGAUGUGUAGGCUUUUCUUUCUGAAUCGAGAACUUUUAGUUGAAAUUGGGUGAACUUUGCAUUUUUUUCUCUUUUUUUUUUUUUUCCUAUUUUUUCUUCUUUGUUUUCUGAAGAGGAAGGAGAAGCCUCACAUCCUGCCAGGUGGGCUGCACAGCCAUUUGCAUCUGAUCUGUUCCACCUGGUGCUGCUGCUUGGGCUGGGCCCUUUGCAACAGGGCAGGCAAAGGGGAUGAUCUCAGACAUAUUCCUCCUCACUUGGGAAACCCUUGUAGCUGGGAUGCAGUGGGGAAAGGCCUGGAGCAGGAGGACUGGUGGCUUUGGCAGGUCGAUAUUUAAAACACUUGGGCAAAUGCUGUCAGGAGUGGCCUGGGGAGAGAGGGAAUGAUUUUGGCACAGGGCAAGCGAGAGGAUGCAUUAAAUGAUCUCCUGAAGCUCUCUCCACCGUUAUUUUCUAUGAUUUAUGCAUUAGCUUCAUUUUUGUAAUUUCCUCUUUCCUAGGUUGAUUAAUACUAAAUUUAAUUUUCUGUAAUCAACUUGAGCAUGCAACUUGAAGAGAUGAGGUUUAGGCUGAUUGCAGUAAAAAUCUACCCAUCCUGUCUAGCUUGAAUAAAGCAAAACUAUUU